AUGGCGAAGAAACCCGCAAGCCAGCCCCAGGCGGCGAAGCCAGCACCUACAACCCCGGCGAAAUCACCAGCUGCAGUAGCAAGACCUACCCCUACCGCAUCGACAUCAGCACCCUCUGCGAAGGUCACGGCAAAAGAACUGUCCCCUCGUUCUUCUCCACAAGAGAUUGCGGUUCAUGUGUGGAAUCGUUACAUUCAAGACACUCCCUCACGCACGCUCUUCCUCGAUGUCUUCCUUCUCUAUAUUGCAUUGAACGGAGCGGUCCAGUUCAUCUAUUGCAUUAUUGGGGGCAAUUACCCCUUCAACGCCUUCCUCUCUGGUUUUAGCGCAGCAGUCGGCCAAUUCGUCCUUACGAUCUCUUUGCGCAUGCAGACAUCUGAGCGACCACCCUCAGGGGCCAGUUCUACGGCGAAGAAGACGUCUGCGAGAACCGUCGAUGGGGUCACGGGAGAGCUGGUGGAAGAAAAGGGCGAGAGUAAGAUCAGCAGCGAGAGAGCAUUUGCCGACUUCGUUUUCGGCAGUCUCAUCUUGCAUGGAUUUUGUGUCAACUUUAUCAACUGA
Messenger RNA from Cyphellophora europaea CBS 101466, 561 nucleotides. RefSeq lists its product as uncharacterized. The transcript has 2 exons. The coding region runs from base 1 to 561 and encodes 186 amino acids. NCBI's taxonomy places the organism in Eukaryota, Fungi, Ascomycota, Eurotiomycetes, Chaetothyriales, Cyphellophoraceae. Gene Ontology annotation, cellular component: oligosaccharyltransferase complex; membrane. Gene Ontology annotation, biological process: protein N-linked glycosylation. The record is from RefSeq and is a predicted model, not a curated record.